This is a messenger RNA of Prorocentrum cordatum, 324 nucleotides long. The record is from the annotation of a GenBank genome assembly. NCBI's taxonomy places the organism in Eukaryota, Dinophyceae, Prorocentrales, Prorocentraceae.
AUGGACUCUCCAGGGAUGGUCCCAUCGCCGAAGUUCUCGAGAACGGGCAUGCCGAAGGCCGGUCAGCCGGCAGAAGAAGGGAUCGCGAAUGCCUUCGACAGUGAGCUCCGCGGCACGUGCGAGCUUCGCCGGCGUCUGACAGAGUCUGGGCACCUGGGCCGUGGAGGCGCUCUUCGGCAGGCGCGCUCCAGUGACGAGGAGAUGGCAGCCAAGACGCGCAACCAGCCGACAUCUUUGAAGAGACGUCGUGAUCCGCGCGAGCCGCGAGACGGGAUGGUGGUGCGGCUGUGCAUGUCUCAGAAGGAGAGCACGGGCAAGCACUGA